AUGCUCUACUUCACGUGGUCCCUUCAUGUCAUACUGACAGAGGACAUAGAAGAUGUGGGGAAGAAAGGAGAUAGUUUGAAGGUGAGAGCCGGAUUCUUCCGCAAUUUCCUCCUCCCCAAGGGCAAGGCUCAGCUGCUCACCCCAGAAGUAAAAGAAGAGGCACAGCAACUUGCCCGAGUUUUUGAAACUAUGGGGGCUUUCAAGAUUCCACGCAAAGGUGGAAAAGGAAAACAAAUCUUUGGAAGCGUCACGGCACAGGAUCUUGUUGACAUAAUAAAGUCACAACUUAAUAGGGAUAUCGACAAGCGGCUCGUGGUGACAGUUCCAGAAAUUCGUGAAGUUGGAGAGUAUGUUGCAGAGAUCAAGCUUCACCGGGAUGUGACAGCUCGAGUAAGGCUGAAUGUUUAUGCGAAAUGA
Molecule: messenger RNA, 417 nt
Organism: Phragmites australis (common reed)
Lineage: Eukaryota; Viridiplantae; Streptophyta; Magnoliopsida; Poales; Poaceae
Product: large ribosomal subunit protein bL9c-like
Exons: 5
Coding region: 1-417 (138 amino acids)
Biological process (GO): translation
Cellular component (GO): ribosome; mitochondrion
Molecular function (GO): structural constituent of ribosome
Source: RefSeq, a predicted model, not a curated record